GUGAAUAAUGAUCGUCUUGUCCCUGUGGAGAAGACCCCGGCCGAGACGCUUCCAUAUGUAUCUACUACCACACCUCUUGUCACGCAGUCGUGGUACCGCUGUACUUCAAACAAGGUUAUUGAGCAUAUACGCAACAGAUACAGCCUACCCAAACAAUCAGCAUCGGUUCUGUUCUUAUCCUGCAUCAUCUCGUUUGUCUCAUGACUGCAAGCAGCAACCCCUCAAGAUGCUCGAUCACAAGGAGGUACCAUCGCCCUCAAGAUACUUUGUGCAUCCUGUGGUCUGGGGCCCAUAGUGGAGUCAGCUCUCAAGAUCCGUAAGAAUGGGCGUAGCUCACCUCAAAUGCCAAAGUGCAUGUCCGGACGCUGUAAUUACUGACUCGCUCGCACCCCCUUUCCCAACCGCUGUGUUCAUUGGAGCUUGUAACGUAUGUGAGGCUUUCUGCACCAUCCGAGCCUUUACUGCAGCUGCAUGAAGGUAACACAAUGGCAGAGACAUACUGGUGUGUAGCUGGCCGAUUGCAACCAGUCAACGACGGGAUCAAAUUAUGCGGAGGCCCGAGAUAAGCAACGCGACUUUUAGAGACAAUAAGGACUUGAUAAGGACAGGUCAUUCCCUCAGAGUAUCUCUGCAUCCACCACUCACAAAAAAGCCUGCAUAAUGUCCCAAAACUCCGGCCUCUACGAUAUCUCUAAACCCCGGUUCGACUUGGAAACUUAUGGCGGCCGUCUCGCAUACUUUUACUCUACCACCUCCCCGUUGACACUCCUCGCAUCCUCCUCCCAGCUCGCUCAGGCCCAAAAGGAUGCGACCCAUUUCGAGUCGUCCAUCAAGGAAAAUGGCAACAAGGGUACUUGGGUCACGAAGGAGCAACGGGAUACCUACUGGAAUGCCAAGCAACUGGUCAAUUCGUCUAUUCACCCUGACACCGGCAAGCCUGUGCCCCUGCCCUUCAGGAUGUCCGCCUUCGUCCCUACCAACUUGAUAAUAUGUGCCGGUAUGCUCACGCCCAACGCUUCCCUCAAAUCCAUCAUCUUCUGGCAAUGGGCCAACCAGACACUCAACGUUGCCGUCAACUUUUCCAAUGCCAACAAGUCCAUCGAGAUGACUCCCCAAGAGAUCGGAACUGCAUAUACCGCCGCAACCGCCACUUCCGUCCUGCUUGCCGUUUCCCUGACUCGCCUGGUCCCUCGUCUCCGGGUCUCCCCUACCGCCAAGGACUUGCUCGCCAAGCUGGUCCCAUUCGCCAGUGUGGCCAGUGCCGGUGUUGUCAAGUACGUCUCUUUAUCCAGGCUCCCGGUGAGCCACGCUGACACGGCUGUAGCAUCUCAUGUAUCCGAUGGAAAGAGAUGCGAGAUGGUGUGGAAGUGUACAAGAUCACCAAAGACCCCAGCGACGGUCAUGAGGAGAAGCAGACGCUCGGCAAGAGCUCCAAAGCUGGGCAGAUGGCCGUCAUGCAGAGUGCUGCUAGCAGGGUGUUUACCAACAUUCCCACUUUGAUCAUCCCUCCUAUGGUGAUGACCUUCCUCCAAGCCCGGGGUGCCUUCUCCGGCCCGCGUGGUAGAUUUGGUUCCACGCUGGCUCAGCUCACUCUCAUCGGUCUCUCCCUCGGCCUAUUCCUUCCUCCCGCCAUCGCCUACUUCCCUCAAAGGGCAGAGACGGAUGCUUCCAAGCUUGAGAAUAGGUUCUUUGAGGAGGGUAUCAAGGGCAAGGUGUACUUCAACAAGGGUCUUUGAGCCCGAGGCGAUGAACGAGAGCCUUGUAUACGAGUGGCAGAUAGGCAAGAGGUAUGCAUGUACAUGGGGCAUCAAAGCUGACUGGGAUCUUCUUGCACACGCGCG
Messenger RNA from Cryptococcus amylolentus CBS 6039, 1841 nucleotides. RefSeq lists its product as hypothetical. The transcript has 8 exons. Bases 661 to 1500 code for a protein of 279 amino acids. Gene Ontology annotation, biological process: mitochondrial transmembrane transport; monoatomic ion transport. Gene Ontology annotation, molecular function: monoatomic ion transmembrane transporter activity. The record is from RefSeq and is a predicted model, not a curated record. Gene Ontology annotation, cellular component: mitochondrial inner membrane. Lineage: Eukaryota; Fungi; Basidiomycota; Tremellomycetes; Tremellales; Cryptococcaceae.